CUCUUCUGCAUUGCAAGUCGAAGUCUGAGCGUCUCAUUCCCCUUUCUUCCAAAAUGGCUGAAGCGACAUUGCAAGAAGCCGCGGCUGUCUUUAAGCGACUCCGCCUCAAGACUGAGAACAAGCAUUGCUUCGACUGCGACGCCAAGAACUGCACGUGGGCGUCCCCCAAGUACGGCAUCUUUAUCUGCAUUGACUGCGCCGCAACGCACCGCUCACUCGGCGUCCACCUGACGUUCGUUCGUUCGACCGACCUCGAUCGAUGGACUUGGCUCCAGCUUCAUUGCAUGCACAUUGGUGGCAACGCAGCCGCUGAACAGUUCUUCCGCCAACAUGGGUGUUCGAGCAAGGACGCACAGCAAAAGUACAACAGCCGCGCUGCAACUCUUUACCGUGAAAAGAUUGCGACGCUCGCGGCUCAAGAGCAAAAGCUCCACGGAGAUAAGAUUGUGUUUGAGAACGUCCAUGAGCCUGAAAAGCAGGAAGUCGACUUUUUCGACCCUUCCCACCACUCGUCGGCUCCUCGCUCGCGCGAAUCCCCCGCCCUUGGCGCAAGUGCCAACCCGCUGGGCGAUCUGUCCGCUCUCAGUCGGUCUGGCACGGGCUCGCCCGCCCCUGCUCCUGCUGCCGGAGAAGCCGAAGCCCGACCCACCUUGAAUGUCAACCUGACGCACGACGGAACCGCUGGUCCCGCUUCGGGCAGCCUGCUUGCCAAACCGAAGGCUUCUUCCGGCUUGGGUGCCAAAAAGUCGGGUGGCCUCGGUGCCAAGAAGGUGGUUGCCAAUUUUGACGAGAUUGAAUCUCAAAUCAAAGUGCAAGAAGCCCAGGCAGCCAAGUUUGCCGCAGAGAUGGCCGCCAUGCCGCCAGCCGUCGCUGCUGCCGCUGCAGCUGCAUCGUCGGAACCGACGUCGUCGCGUUUGACUUACGAUAACAAGCCAAAGACGCUCACGGCUGAGCAGCAACAAAAUGUCGAUCGUCUCGGCAUGGGCGCUGGACGCAUGAAUUUUGGCGGUAAUGUGCAAAGUCACUCUGCUUCGUCGUCCAUGACGGUGGUGCACCAGGAAAAGACGGAGAGCGACUAUCGCCCAAACUCCAGCGUCUAUCUCGAUUCUCUGGAAAGCAACCGGUUUGGUGGGUCGCGGUUUGACAGCUUUGGCGGCCAAGGCGGGUUUGACAGUUAUGGUCAGAGCGCCAAUUCGUUUGGCUCCUCCAACUUUGGGUAUGCGUCCGAGCCCAAGCGAAAUGACUUUUUCGACUCGUUCGAGCGAGUGGAACGCGGCGGCUUUGGCGGGCAGUCAAACUCGUCCAACCGCGGUACCGGAUUCGGGGGCAACUCUGGCAGCAGCAACACGGGCAACUCCUUUGCCAACCCGUCGUUUGGUAACAACUCGAGCUCAUUCGGAAACAACGCGAGCUCGUUUGGAGGAAACAGUUCGUUUGGCGGAAACUCCUCGUUCGGGGGCAACAGCUCGUUUGGCGGCAACAACAGCAGCAGCAGCAGCAACAACAACAACAACAGCAACUCGUUCGCUGCAAGCGGUAAUUCGUUUGGCGGCAGCUCGUUCGGUGGCAACGGUAGCUCAUUUGGCGGCAACAGCGGGGGUAACGCCUCUUCGUUUGGCAACUCCUCCUUUGGCGGACCUGCCAACAAUUCGUCUAGCUCUGGAUUUAGCGAUGGCGACUCUGCGUCCAAGCGCUUUGCAGGAGCCAAGUCCAUCUCGUCGGACGCAUACUUUGGCCGGUCGGGCUCGGCUGGUGGUGAUGAUGGCAAUCGCGGCAGCUCGCAGCGCUUUGCUGGUCAGACCUCCAUUUCGAGCGAUCAGUACUUUGGUCGCGAGCCGCAGCGAUCAGGCAACUCGAGCCACACGUUUUCCGAUCAACUCAGCAGCGACAUGGAUCGUCUGAAGGUUGGCGCGUCCAAGCUUGCCGACAAGUUGACUGGCAUCUACCAUGAUAUUCAAGACAAGUAUGGCGCAUGAUGUUUGCAAAGUCAACGAGGAUGCUCGUUCUUUGUCUAUUUUUUUUUUUUCUGUUCUUUGUGUAUGAGAAGGAUUUGAUUGUUGUGCAUUUUUGUACUUGCAUUUACCACAAUUGCAACAAGUCACGUUCGAUGCGC
Messenger RNA from Capsaspora owczarzaki ATCC 30864, 2113 nucleotides. RefSeq lists its product as hypothetical. The transcript has 10 exons. Gene Ontology annotation, molecular function: GTPase activator activity. The coding region runs from base 54 to 1976 and encodes 640 amino acids. The record is from RefSeq and is a predicted model, not a curated record. Gene Ontology annotation, biological process: COPI coating of Golgi vesicle. Lineage: Eukaryota; Filasterea; Ministeriida; Capsasporidae.